Aspergillus chevalieri is the source of this 1473-nucleotide messenger RNA. Its product is annotated as flavin monoamine oxidase family protein. The transcript is spliced from 2 exons. The record is from RefSeq and is a predicted model, not a curated record. Gene Ontology annotation, molecular function: oxidoreductase activity. Bases 1 to 1473 code for a protein of 490 amino acids. Lineage: Eukaryota; Fungi; Ascomycota; Eurotiomycetes; Eurotiales; Aspergillaceae.
AUGCCACACACCAAGGAAGGCUUCCUCUGGACCCCGAACCAUACUCACUCAGGCCUCCAAACAGACUCCAUACAACCAAGCUCCCCAACCAUAAAGCCACACUACGAUAUCAUCGUCAUCGGCGCGGGAUUUGCAGGCCUCAUUGCCGCGCGCGACCUCAUCCAGAGACACAACUUAAAUGUCCUUCUCAUCGAAGCCCGCGACCGGAUCGGCGGCCGCACCUGGACGGCUAAAGUACUUGGCAAAGAGCUCGAGAUGGGAGGCACGUGGGUGCACUGGGCGCAGCCGCAUGUAUAUAAUGAAUUGCAACGGUAUGGCUUGCAUCGGUAUUUGAAGACGUCUGCGGGCACGUUGGCGCCGGAGAGGCAGUUUUUCAAAUCUUCGGGGGGUGAGAUUGAGGAGGUUUCUAUUGCGGAUAAUAUUGAGGCGCUUGAGAGAGUGGCAGAGGUGUUCUUCAAUAUUGAUGGACUGAAUAGUCGGGCGUUGAUGCCGUAUCCGCAUGAUCCUCUCCGGGAACCCGCGAUGUGGAAGAGAUAUGACCAUUUGACUGUGCAAGACCGAUUGGAUCAGCUACCAGACAAGAUCUCACAGCGACAUAGGGAACUCUUCCAGUCGAAUAUUAGCACGUUCGGUAGUGCGCUGGGAAAGGAUAUGGGGUUUGUGGAGGCGCUGAGAUGGUAUGCUCUGGGAGGACACAGCAUGGCGCGCGUUUUUGAGAUGGCUGGGAUUUAUAAGAUUGGACACGGAGGAAUGACUGCGUUCUCACGGGCUAUUCUGGGUGAUUAUAACGGGGAUCGCUUGUUCAACACCACGGUUCGUCAGAUCAACCAUAUCGGAAGCAAUAAAGUUGUUAUCAACACUUCAAAUGGAGAAGUCAAAGCUAAAGCGGUUGUAUCAACUAUUCCACUAAACUGUCUUGACAACAUCACCUUCAACCCUCCGGUGUCCCCUCUCCGACAAGCAGCCCUCGCGAAAAAGCACAUCAACACCGGAGCCAAAAUCCAUUUCAAACUCUCAGCCACCCAACAACCCUGGUUCGCAACAGCUGACGGAACCAACAGUAACUCCUCCUUUGUCUUUGCUUUCUUUGACCACAACGGAACCAAACCAUCUCCCUCUGGAACAUGGUGCAUUGGAUUCGGCUACAACGACCGCCUUCCUGAUAAGAACGACCACCACCAUAUCAUCAAUCGGUUCAGGCAGGAUAUCAACCGCGAUGCGGACGUUGAGGCGUACGUCACCCAUGACUGGAAGAAUGAUCCUUAUUCCAAGGGAGCGUGGGCAUGUUGGGGUUCGAAUAGUGCAUCAAUAUAUCUCGAAGAGCUGCAACGGCCCCAUGGACGGGUGGUGUUUGCGAGUGCGGAUUGGGCGGAUGGUUGGAGGGGGUUUGUAGAUGGAGCGAUUGAACGGGGCCAGAGUGCUGUCAGGGAGGCUGUGAAUUUGUUGGAUGGUGAUGGUGUUGCUAAAUUGUAG